Penicillium taxi is the source of this 747-nucleotide messenger RNA. Its product is annotated as ABC transporter. The record is from RefSeq and is a predicted model, not a curated record. Gene Ontology annotation, cellular component: membrane. The transcript has 3 exons. NCBI's taxonomy places the organism in Eukaryota, Fungi, Ascomycota, Eurotiomycetes, Eurotiales, Aspergillaceae. Gene Ontology annotation, biological process: transmembrane transport. Gene Ontology annotation, molecular function: ABC-type transporter activity; ATP binding. The coding region runs from base 1 to 747 and encodes 248 amino acids.
AUGAGUGAAAAAGAGGCUUUGCAGCCGGACUCUCCUAAGACUGAAUCAGUGCCUAGUAAAAUCCCUAUAGCUAUAAUAGGAGGUCAUGGGCUCUCCGACGCAUCUAGGAAAACUGGUGAUCUUACUCUCUAUAACCUAUACUUCCAAGAAAUGGGCCUUCCUUAUAUCAUUUCAAUACUCGCCACAUCCAUUGGGUUCUGCUUUUGUAGCAGAUUUCCAAGCAUCUGGUUAAAGUGGUGGUCUAAUUCCGAAGCUGAGCAUAUCAGAGAUGAGGAUUCCCGGUACAUGAGUGGCUAUGCUGGAUUCGGAUUACUAGCAGCGAUAUUCUUCUUUAUGAAUUAUUGGGUUUUCAUGGUGAAGCCUGUGCCUCUUAUAGUAGUACGAUUACAUAGGAGAUUGCUGAGUGCUGUCGUUAUGGCCCCUUUAUUAUACCUCACUUCAAUCGAUAACGGGGUGAUAUUAAACCGAUUCAGCCAGGAUAUGUCGUUGAUAGAUAUGAGGCUUCCUGGCUUAAUGGUAAUGACUUUAGACGGUGCUCUUGAUAUAAUCGCCGAAGGAAUUCUUAUCGCACAAUCAUCUCUAUGGUCUGCCCUUAUGUAUCCCCUACUUAGAUUUUAUCUGCACACCUCACGCCAGAUUCGACAUCUGGAUCUUGAAGCAAAGUCACCACUAUUCUCUAGCUUCCUAGAGACCUCUAAGGGUAUUACCACGAUUCGAGCAUUUGGUUGGCAAGAGCGCUCUCGAUAG